Epinephelus lanceolatus (giant grouper) is the source of this 789-nucleotide messenger RNA. Lineage: Eukaryota; Metazoa; Chordata; Actinopteri; Perciformes; Serranidae. The record is from RefSeq and is a predicted model, not a curated record.
AUGGCACAGAAAGAAGCAAAUCCUCCAGCUGAAGCUGCACUUGGUGAUUUCAAGAAAACUCCAGAAAACCAAGAUGUGACGGUGUCCAGGUCUCACAGGCAGGUGCAGCACCGAGUGGACUCCGCACUAUGGGCUGUGAUCAACCAGGUUCCUGACAGGCUGUGUGUAACAGCGCCCUCUGGUGAUCGCUCCAGGUCCUACAUUCACCCAAAGACUCCUCACAGCUCUGAUCCCAGUGCAGCUGAAGGGCCGCAGACAACAGAACAGACAGCCGCGUCUGAGGACAGAGAUAAGGCUGAGCUCUCCUCGGCUGUCAGAGAGGAGCUGUCUGAUUGGCGGCUCUUCUGUCUGAGAUCAACAGAGGACGAAGUGGCAGCUCUUGAUCUCACCUGCAGUGGGACGCUGAAUCGAUCUGAGAUCACUCACCUGUUUCUGAGAAAUGACGUUCCACUGAAAUUACCAACGUUUUCUCUGCUUCUGCAAAUGUUCUCUGAUAAAAAUGAUCCAGUCCAGAUUCAUUACAGAGAUCUCCUGCAGUUCAUAAUAAGUUCUGCUUUCCCUGAGGAACUCCACAAUGACAGUGAGCUUCAGUGAAGCUGAACCAGAGGGGCAAAGCUUCCUCACAACGCUGACAUCACGAAUCUGAGGCAACACACAGCGAGAAACCAUCUGACCACGGCUCUGCAACACCUCAAAGGACUACAAUUCAGUAUAUGUUGUGACAGAAUUUAUCAUGUAUGAUUGAGAUUGUGCUACUAAUUUAAUAUACAUGAUAGUUACAGUAAACUU